AAACUAAGUAAAACUUACUAAAAUUAGUUCCAUGAAUGUACCGUACGAACAAAAUCCAAAUUUAAAACAAAAAUUGGUAAAGAAUGGAUAAUGAAAUACAAAAUCCCAUUGCUUCUCCGAAAACUACACACAAUUGGGUAGAUAUUACCGAAAUUUUUAAUCAAAAUGUAAAAGAUUUAAAAUUGGGCGAACUGUUGCAUGAUGAUCUCUUUGGAUUGUUUGAAGCUAUGUCUGCAAUUGAAAUGAUGGACCCUAAGAUGGAUGCAGGUAUGCUUUGCAAUAGAGGAGCUCGUAAGAUCUUGUCCUUUGACCAGGCUGUGAGAGAUAACCACAUUAAACUUAAUAACUUUAAAGAGUCAGAACUAAUCAGUAUAAUUGAUAAUACAUUGGCAUGCUUGGUUUCAUGGCUGGAAGGUCAUUCUUUGGCACAAACAGUAUUUAUAAACUUGUAUUUGCACAAACCUUAUUUGAUAGAAGAUCGAUUAAAGGUCUUCUGUUUAGCAGUCUAUAAAUUGCUAGAAGUCAUUAAAGAUGUGCUACACAAAGCAAUGGUUUAUGAAGAAGAAGAUUUCCAACCAAUGCAAUAUGGGUACCACUUGAAUCCAGAUAUCUCUGAACAAAGAAUGAUUGGUAUGCUUCGGGAAAUUGAAGAAGAUCUGCAUAGAAAAACUAGAGUUAAACAAUGUGAGCCUGAAACUCAAGCAAUAUUUGCUAGAGUUAAGUUUGUAAGAAUAUUUCUACAAGUAUUAAAUUCCUUAAGGAAAGAAGAUCAACAAGCUUCAUUAGCUGAUUGUCAAAGACUGUUACAGAAUUCAUUGGAAAUGCUUUUAAUUAUGAAGGAAACUGUUUGUUUGGCUCAUGGUUUUGGAAGUGCUGAAAUUCAAAACAUGCCAGGCUUUGAACCUUCAAUAAAUCAGCGUUUAUUGCCACCAACUUUUCCCCGUUACACUAAAAUCAAAACCCAGUCAGAAGCUAUUUCUCAUUUUACAGAAAUGAUGGAAAGGUUCAAAUUGAUUACCAAAAUUCAUUCUAUCAGUUCCUUUCAUCAGUCAUUGGACUUUUUUAUGGACUUUAGCAAAACAAAUCCUUGCCUUGUGUCUCGUUCUGCUCUUCAACUGCUUUACCCUGGCGCGGGGAGUUGCUCUGGUGGUACAGCUUUGAAAGAGGCUCUAAAAGAAGCAGCCCGAACAUUCAUUGGCCCGCCUGCGUUAACUUUGCGCACUCUGGCAGGACACUCACAAGUCCGAUACCAUGUUGAUACAUUGCUUGGAAGAUGUUCCCGCCCUUUUUCAUUGUUACUUCAAUUAUGUGGACACAAUAGGGCGCGACAGAGGGACAAAUUGGCUCACUUACUAGAAGAGUUUGCUGCACUUCAGGAUGAAGCAGAGAGAACAGAUGCCUUCCUUCACAAUUUGUCAACAACUUGUGGAAUAACGAGACCUCAUAUGGCUUGCUUCGGAACUUGGAUAUUGUAUCACACCCUGCGUAUAAUGAUUAUGUAUUUAUUAACUGGUUUUGAGCUUGAAUUGUAUAGCGUUCAUGAAUACUAUUAUAUAUACUGGUAUCUUUAUGAAUUUCUAUAUGGGUGGUUAAUUUCUGCAUUGUCACGAGCAAACAGUUUUUUGGUGGAAAAUGAAAUAAUGAACGAAAUGCAAAAAAAUAAAGGAAGUGCAAAGAAAAAGCCGAAGUACAAAAAGAAAACCAGACCUUACAACAAAGAUAUUAUAUAUUUACAGGCUUUACAGAACAUGUGCGGUGGAUAUUAUAAGGCCUUGCUAGGAUUCCUUGGUGAAGGCCUCGUUGUAGUGCCAACAAGGCGUUUCGAUCGCGAACGGGUACGUUAUGAACAUCGUUUUGCGCCAUUCCAAAAACUUCCAGCUCCUCCACCUGUAGCAUAUUCGGAAUUCCGAGACGCGGCUUCGGUGGCUGCCUCGGCAGGUGCAGCACCUUUAUUUGUGGCAGGUUGCCGCCAUUUCCAGCAGGCCAGGCAACUUUUAGAGGCUUUGCAACCUCCUCCACCAGACGCACCGCAAUUAUUAAAAGCUGCAAAAACAAAUUUUGUGCUUUUGAGGUUGUUGGCUUCCGGGCACAGACCCGAUGAACGCUCUACACCCACAUUUGACUUUCCUGCUGGUUGCUAUUUUCCUAUCAUUAAACUUGGGUAAAGGAGUACUUAGCUGCCUUUAUAUCUUGUAAAACCCUAUAAAGUGCAACUGUAUUUUGGCUUUAAAUAAUACUUUAAUUAAUAAAGUAUAUAAAUAUAUAAUGCUUUCCUCUUGUGAAGUUCAUUUCACCACGGUGUUAAACCAUUUCCAAGAUUAAAGAUUCAGUAUGUUUAGUUUUGCUUAGUUAUGUUUUUUUUACCACUUUUCUGUAAGCAAUAAUGUAAUGUAUAUCUUCAUGAAGCGCUAUAUUACAUGAAGCCAAUAGUAUAUUCUAUCUGUAAAGUCAACUGCUGCAAAUGAUUAUACAGUUGAUGCUGCCCUGU
Molecule: messenger RNA, 2488 nt
Organism: Cylas formicarius (sweet potato weevil)
Lineage: Eukaryota; Metazoa; Arthropoda; Insecta; Coleoptera; Brentidae
Product: N-alpha-acetyltransferase 35, NatC auxiliary subunit
Biological process (GO): N-terminal peptidyl-methionine acetylation
Cellular component (GO): NatC complex
Source: RefSeq, a predicted model, not a curated record